This is a messenger RNA of Python bivittatus (Burmese python), 6597 nucleotides long. Lineage: Eukaryota; Metazoa; Chordata; Lepidosauria; Squamata; Pythonidae. The record is from RefSeq and is a predicted model, not a curated record.
UUCAGUGCUUUUGCUUUGCAGGAUUUUCAAUUCAUCCUGGUGAGAAAUGGGUGCUGGAAACUGAGAGGUUCUAUGAAAUCACUGUUGAAGUGUAUGAUAAGUCAAGUAAUAAGGUGUAUUUAUCUGAGAACAUCAGAAUUGAUAUGUACUUCUCAAAAGAAUAUUUCAAAGUUGUGCAGUCAUCUCUGAAUGGUUCAUAUCACUACAUAAAAGCAAUAAAAGAAGGACAUACCAUUCUUAGUGCUACAUUAACUUCUAUUGUAGAUCAGGAUGGAGGUGUUCACACAUUUUCUCUUCCUGCACAAAACCAGCAAGAAGUAGAUAUCUAUGCUCCCAUUGUUCUUCAACCAAGCAUUUUGACCUUUCCAUGGCAGGCAAAAGCAGGAGUCUAUCAGUACAGAAUCCUGGCUUAUGGUGGAAGUGGAAAUUUUACUUGGUCUUCAUCUCAGCAAGCUGUUGCUUCAGUUACAACUAAGGGUGUAAUGACAACUGGGAAUGAGAUUGGUGUCAGUGUCAUUCAUGCUAAAGAUGUUCAGAAUCCACUACACCAUGGGGAAAUGAAGGUCUAUGUGAUAGAACCCAGUAAUAUGGAGUUCACACCUUGUCCAGUUGAAGCACAUGUGGGCGAGAUACUGGACUUGCCUCUGAAGAUUAUUGGUGUGAUGAAUAAGGAAACCAAUGAGAUGGUCACUCUAAGUGAUUGCUCACAUUUUGAUUUAGUUGUCAACAUUGAAAACCAUGGUGUGUUCAGUCCAUUUCAAGGGAGACUUAAGCCAACUCCUGAAUACUGCAGUGGGAUCAGAGUUAAAGCUGAAACCCAAGGGUAUUCAACACUUGUUGUUAGUUAUACCCAUGAUCAUAUUCACCUCAGUGCCAGUAUCACCAUAGCAGCCUAUCUCCCAAUAAAAAUUAUUGAUCCCAUUUCUGCUGCUUUGGUAACUUUGGGUUCCUCUAAAGAUAUCCUCUUUGAAGGUGGACCCAGACCAUGGAUUCAAGAGCCAUCCAAGUUCUUCAGAGAUAUCAAUACAGAACAUCCAGAGAAUGUUGGUUUAUAUUUACUAGGGCUACCUACAUCUAGGAAUUCUUUCCAGCAUUGGGCUAGAGCAACUUGCAAAACCCUAGGGGAUCAAGUAAUUUCAUUAACAAUUGGCAACAAGCCCACUGUAACUAACCCCUUCCCAGCUGUUGAGUCAGCUGAUGUGACAUUGAUUUGUGCCACUCCUUCUCGGCUAACCUUGGCACCUGUAUCUACCGAUCCUAAGCUAGUGGUUUCCUGUCCCUUUUUUCACCAGGACAAACAAGGGGUUCCUGUUACAAUUUCCCGCAAUCCAGUAUUGGAGCUAGAAGUUUAUGAUCAUCAGGGGCAUAAAUUUGACAAUUUUAGUUCUCUUACUAUUACCUGGGAAUCAACAGAACAUUCAUUAGCUAGCAUAGAGCCCAGUGUGCCCAUGGAACUGUCUAUGAAAGAUCAUGGAAGCAGCCAGAAGAAAAUGCAAGGUCUGCAAACUGUUUUAGUUCAUCAUAAACCAGGAACAACAACAAUAUCUGCUACUGCAGUUGGCUAUCAGCAUGUUCAUUUGAUCUCCAGUGAAGUAAAGAAACCGUAUGAAGCUCUUGUACCUGUAAAUGCGGGUAUUGAACUAAUACUUGCGGAAGAUGUUAAAAUGAAUCCUAAAGAAGUGACUAUUUAUAAUCACCAAGCAGUUAAGGCUGAACUCCUAAUUAAUGGGGGCUCUGGAUAUUUUUUUAUUAAUACCAGUGUUGCUGACAUUGUUAAAGUGGUAUAUGAAGAAGGUAAAGGCAUUGCUCUGAUAUAUCCCAUAUAUCCAGGGUCAGUGUCUGUAAUGAUCCAUGACUUGUGUCUUGCAUCUACCACCGUUGCUAAAACUGAGGUGUAUGUUUCUGAUAUACAAGAAGUAUAUGUUGGAAUUGUUGAUAAGGUAGAAAUUGGCAAAAAUGUUAAAGCAUAUGUCAGAGUGCUGGAUGCUUCAAAGAAAUACUUUCACAGUAAAAACUUCAACUUCAUGGACUUAACUCUACAAGCAGCAUCUCAGAUUAUUUCCUUAAAAGCCCUUGGUGAAACUUCUGAUGAAUACACAGCUGUUUUUCUAGUGCAUGGCAUGGCCAUAGGUCAAACCAGUGUUACAGGAGUUGUCACUGACAGAUAUGGUGAAAAGAUCUAUUCAACUCCACAACAGAUUGAAGUGUUUCCUCCUUUUAAAUUGAUACCAAAAAAAGUCACCUUACUCAUAGGUGCAGUAAUUCAAAUUACUUCUGAGGGAGGACCCCAGCCUCAGUUCAACAUAAUCUUUUCCGUCCACAAUCCCAGUAUCGCUUCCGUAAACAACAGUGGCUUUAUAAGAGGCAUAUCGGUGGGCAACAGUACUGUAAUGGGAAUGGUUCAAGCAGUUCAUGCGGAAGCUGGCAAAGUUGUGGUUGCAUCCCAGGAUAAAGUUGAAAUUGAGGUAAUUCAGCUUGAAGCUGUCAGACUCCAUGCACCUAUUACCCGAAUGAAAACUGGAACUCAGAUGCCAGUAUAUGUGAUGGGCAUUGCUAGCAAUCAGACCCCUUUUUCAUUUGGAAAUGCAGUGCCAGGCUUAACAUUUCAUUGGUCUGUAACUAAGAGGGAUAUCUUGGAUGUCAAGUCAAGAUUCAGUGAGGCUUCCAUUCAGCUCUCAGUGGAAAAUAAUUUUGCUGUGGAUGUUUAUGGUAAAGGGAAAGGAAAAACGGGGUUGAAGGUUGUUGUGAAAGUCCUUGAUCCUUCAGCUGGACAGUUCUCUCACAUGGCAAAAGAGUUGACAGAUGAAAUCCAAAUACAGGUAUUUGAGAAACUAGUUAUUCUAGGAAUAGAAGUAGGGCAGAUCUUAAUGUCAACAAACUCCUUUUUUAAAGUUCAAACAAACAGGGAUGGAGCUGCUUCUCUGACUUACCAUGUCCUGGAUAGUCAAGACAAAGUUCCUGUGGUAGAAAUUGAUGAAAGUGGUCAUCUUAGUUCUCAUUCUCAGAUUGGACUAUCAACAAUAGAAAUAAUUUCCCAAGAAUCCUUUGGCAUGAACCAGACCCUUGUUGUUGCUGUCAAGGUAGCUCCUGUUUCCUACCUGAGAAUAUCCAUGAACCCAAUUUUCCACACACAAAACCAUGAAACUUUACUGGCAUUACCACUGGGCAUCACCUUGAGUUUGACUAUCCACUUCCAUGACAAUUAUGGAGAUACUUUCCACUCUCAAAAUUCCAUGCUUCGCUUUGCAGUCAACAGAGAUGAUUUUUUACAGGUUGGGAAAGGGACCUCUAACAAUACUUUGGUACUUCGAACAAUGAAUGUUGGACUAAGUUUGCUUAAGGUUUGGGAUGCGGAACACAACAAUAUUGCAGACUAUGUGCCUCUUCCUGUCCAACAUGCCAUCUUACCUGAGCUCACUGAUAUUGUUGUAGGUGAUGUCAUGUGUUUAACUUCCUCACUGGUAAUUCAAGAUGGUUUGUCAGGAACAUGGAGUUCUUCUUCAAAUAGUAUUCUUCAGAUCGAUUCAAAAGCAGGAGUAGCUGUAGCAAGGAACUCUGGAAAUAUUAUAAUAUAUUAUGAGGUACCUGGAUUGUAUAAAACAUACAGGGAGGUGUUAAUUAAUGAACCUAAAAGGAUUGUGGCAACACAUGUAAGUGGAAUGAAAACAAAUCUUCAGGACACUUCCAAAGCUAUAGUUCAAAUUGGACACAGAAGUAAAAAUUUGAAAGGAGAAUGUUCAACUGCCCAAAAUGAAGUAAUUGAGAAAAUGAAGCCUCAGUCUGUCAUCAGCUGUCAGCUUAAUUUCAACAACAAUGCGUUUGAUUUCCAAGCUUCUGAAAUUGUUGCAGCUGAACCCAUGUUUGAUGUAGCUUCAGGACAAUAUACUUGUUCCAUCAGAAUGCUCAGACUAGCUGACAAGCAGCUAAAACAACUCACUAUGAGCAAAACUGCCAUCACCAUCACACCUUCACUCCAAGGCAGCCACUCUUUAGAGCAGAUUAGCGCUGAAGUGCCAUUUAAUCCAGGAUUCUAUGCUAAUCAGACUGAAAUUAUCCUAACUAAUCAUUAUACAAGUUCUGAUGUGAAGAUCUUUGGAGCCACUGAAGUUCUUGAAAAUCUUGAAGUGAGAUCCAGCUCACCUAUGGUGGUGACUUUCGAGAAAAACAGAUCCUAUGGCUUACCUAGUUAUGUAACCUACACUGUGAGUUUAUCAGACCCAGAACUUGCAAGUAAAGCAGAUUUAGAUACUACCCUUACUAUAUCCAGCACAAUGACGGACCAGUCUAUAGCUAUCCCAGUGACAAUCACUUAUGUAUCUGACAGAACUCUAUCAGUGAGAUAUAAUCCAAGUUUAUUCCAACACUUCUAUGAUUCCUAUCAAGUUAUGUUUUUUACGUUUUUUGCACUUUUGGCAGGAAUGGCUGUUAUGAUCAUAGUGCACUAUGCUGUUUUCUCACCAAAAGAACAGCAAAUGCAUCCAGCUUUUAUCACAAGGACCAGUCCUCAUCACAGACAACAUACCGGAGUUCCUGUUACUCCUACAACUUCCUUCAGCCCUGCUUCAAGCCAACAAAGCAGUUCUCCCAGCAGGCUGUGGAGUCCUCCGUAUGCUUCACAAUGAAAAACUCUUCACCACAAAACUUCCUGUUUUGAUUUUAAGCAACAUGGACAUUUGAAGUAUAACAUUUAUAUACACCAUACAUGGUAGUAACACCUUGGUUUAUAAAAACUUUGUUUAGGAUUCAUGAUGUCAUUAAUGGGGGAGGAAAAUUCACUCAGCACCUGUGCUGAGCCACUCUGCUCUCCUGCUUCAGUUAAUUUCAGCUAGGAUUUCAAGCUGCUAUACAUGCAUUGCAUCUGCUUGCUUCCUGUGGAAAUAAUAAUUUUAUCAUUUGAUAAGAGGGCUUGAUAUCUGAGCCAUAAUGAAAGUAUAAGGCCCAAACAUGAAAGAAAAAUAUGUUAGUUUGAAUUCAGAUUGUAUUACUUUAUUUUUAGGCUCAGGAAUGAAAUGUUCUGCACUGAUACUUUUUUGCACUGUUUGGCCUUCCAGGCAUUUGAACUUGCUGGCUUAGGAAGUAGUUAUAUGAACAGUUGUCACAUAUUUUUAUAUGUAACAAAGAAAGGAAGAAUAGGUAGGUACUUAGGUAGGAAGAGAGAGAGAGAGAGAGAAGGUAGGAUUUUUAUUUACUGCAAAAUUAUUAAUAUAGUUUCAUUCAACUGAUACUGCACAAUUUUUUCCAUUUAUUUGUCAAUGAAAUCUUUUACUAUAGCAAACUAUGCAUUUUUUAAAAAAAUGUUUUAAUCAAGUUUUUUUUAAAAAAAUGUUGUUAGCCUAACAAAGAGAAGACUGCAUUUUAUGUGUUUUUAGAAGUGUUAAAUACCUCAGCGGAGUCUCCGUAUGCAUCUGGUGACUUGUAAAUUAUAACUUGGAUCAGGGAAUUUUAUCUUUGCACUACUGGGUUAAUGUGAAUGCUACUUUUUCUACUGAAGUUAGUUCAGAGUUACUGCUCAUUUCAGAAGUUUAGCACAAGUACAGAUAUCCUGAUGACUUAUAUAGCUGGUACAAUUAAUACUUAAGCUAGCUAACUGUAUUCAACAAUAGGCAUUGUAUAAGGUAUUAAAUCAGAACAUAUGGUAUACAGACAAAAUUUGCUUUUUGGAAGCCACCAGUCUGUUUGAAGUACGAACAUUAUUUUUUAUGAGCCCUUUUUUCUCUGCUAUUGUUGUCAGAGUCUGUAUACUUUCUGCAUGCUUCCAUCUAUUGGUUAUAACAACAUAAAUACAGUUACUGAAUGUUACAGCAGUAAAGAAUUUCAAAAUUCAGUGUAAGCCAAGUAUAAAAUGUGACUUAUUAAACCAUGUCUUCACAAAGGCUUUUCUAGAAUUACCAAAAACCAAAAAACCAAAACACCUUACAGGACCAAAUAGUGAGUCACUGUGCAAAUACUAACCUAGUAGAAAACAAGACUGCCCAUAAAAUACAAAAAGCACUUCUUCCAGACAUUGGUAUCACAAUACAAUAAUGCGAUAUCAACUGAGAGACUAUUCCAACUGAAUGUUCUAAAGAUAACUUUUAUUUGUAGUAUCAAAUACAAUCUGGUAUCAUGUCAUUUUUGCAUUAUUUAGAAUAGGAAUUCUGAAAAGUCUUGCAGAAUAAUCUUGGAUGGGUUCACAAAGGGAUGGCAAAGCUGGUCAUUUACCUGUUAGGCCUGCUGACUCACAUCAGCCCAGAAGUAUGUGCGUUGUGAUGGGACCAAUUUCCUUUCAUCAGCUGUGAGAUUGUGAGAGGCUCUUUCAGCAAUAAAAUCUGGAUUCAGCAUAUUGCAAAAUGGCGCCCACCAAUCCAGUAAUAGCUUUGCACCUAGGUGAACAGGAGUUGCCAGUAUAACUGUACCCCUCCAGCUGGUGGUAUUCUCUUAUUCUAAUGCUGUGAGAUUUUGAAUAUGCUUAAUUGUGAAUUCUAAACAUUUUUUAAAGAAAACUAAUGACAUUUCAUAGAAAUUAAAAUUUACAAACAGUGUUGAUAGUUAAAGGCUUUGAGUUUAUGUGUUUAUUAUUAAAAAAGAUUAGCUACUUUUCUAUAUUUCUGAAACAUC